This is a messenger RNA of Callorhinchus milii (elephant shark), 7714 nucleotides long. It is a transcript of the gene nup210, whose product is annotated as nucleoporin 210. The record is from RefSeq and is a predicted model, not a curated record. NCBI's taxonomy places the organism in Eukaryota, Metazoa, Chordata, Chondrichthyes, Chimaeriformes, Callorhinchidae. Bases 1 to 5664 code for a protein of 1887 amino acids. The transcript has 41 exons. Gene Ontology annotation, cellular component: nuclear pore.
AUGCGCUCCAGGCCUCUCAUUAACCCCUCCAAGCCCGGGGUGGCUGCCCUCAGCCCUGUGGCUGCCCCUCACGCGGCACAUGGUGGAGAGCGGCUGCACAGCCGCUUCCACGGGGAUAUGCACCGUGUCAUGAGGUGGUCGACGAGACCGGAGGUGGCCAGCAUUGAGCCCGUAAACCCAGACGACCGACAAUGUUCACAAAGAGCUGUCGUCUUGGCCCGAUCAACCCAGCCAACCCGCCUCACCAGUAUUAUAUUUGCCGAAGAAAUAGCAAUUGGGCGAGUGCUCCGGUGCGAUGCGAUCGUCGACCUGAUUAGCGAGAUUCAGAUCGUGUCCACGACACGGGAACUUUAUUUGGAAGAUUCUCCAUUGAAAUUGAGGGUCAGAGCAUUGGACGCAGAAGGUAACACCUUCAGCACACUGGCUGGAUUGGGCUUCGAAUGGAACCUGGUGAAGGACUCGCCAACGGUGGGCUACUCCGACUCUCACAAUGCCCUCAGGUUACUGAAGUUUUCCGAAUCCACCUACACGCCCCCGGCAUACAUAUCAGAGAUGGAGAAACACGGCAAGCAGGGCGAUACCAUCCUGGUGUCGGGAAUGAAAACAGGGAACUCAAAACUCAGGGGCCGAAUCCAAGAGCCGAUUUACAAGAACGUUCCCGCUGCGGAGGUGCAGCUGCUCAUUCUGGAGAACAUUAUGCUGAAUCCCGCCCAUGACAUCUACCUGAUGGUGGGCACCUCCAUCCGCUACCAGGUGCAGAAGAUAAAACAAGGGAAGAUUACAGGAGUAGCGAUGCCUUCGGAUCAGUAUGAAUUAGAACUGCAAAACAGCGUAGUGAGCCCAGGGGGAGAUGUAAAUCAACCAGUGGGCAAGCUCAACACAGGAACGUCCACAGUAACCGCACUGCAGCAAGGGCAAACCAACCUGGUGCUCACACACAAGAACCUCCGAAUGCAGGGUGUAUCCCGGUUACCGAACUGCACAGUUUAUGUGGUUGAGCCACGUUACCUAGGUUUCACAAUUCAUCCUGGAGACAGAUGGGUGUUGGAGACUGGCAAGGUGUACAGCGUCACCAUUGAAGUGUACGAUAAAGAAAGCAACAAACUUUAUCUGUCCGAUGAUAUCCGAAUCAGCACUGAGAUCCCGAGGGAGUACUUUGAGAUCCUGGAGUCUUCACUGAACGGCUCGUACCAUCGGGUCCGGGCUCUGAAGAAGGGACAAACUGUGAUCGACGCCACCUUAGCCAACGUGGUUUCUCAGAGCGGAGCCGUCUUUACUCUGCCCAUCCCUGUGCAGAACCAACAGGAAGUCGAACUUUACAAUCCGAUCGAGCUGACCCCACGCAUCCUGUCGUUCCCGUGGCAACAGAUGGCAGGAGCAUAUCAGUACGCCAUCAAGGCCACCGGUGGGAGCGGGAAUUUCACCUGGUCCUCGUCCACCCUGGCCGUCGCCACGGUGACGGUGAAAGGAAUCAUGACGACCGGAAGCGACAUUGGGUUGAGCGUGAUCCAGGCCCACGAUGUUCAGAAUCCACUGCACUACGGCCAGAUGAAGGUGUACGUGAUCGAGCCGACCCAGAUGGAGUUCACACCUUGUCAGGUAGAGGCUCGGGUCGGGCAGACCCUGGAUCUGCCACUGAGGAUCUACGGGCUGAUGAACGUGGAGACGAAGGAGACCGUGACCCUGACCGACUGCUCGCACUUUGACCUUGUGGUGGAGGUUGAAAACCGCGGAGUCUUCAAAACAGUGGCGGGGAGACUGAAACCGGGAUCCGAGCACUGCAGUGGGGUAAGAGUGCAAGCGGAGGUCCAGGGUUACACCACGCUGAUGGUGAGCUACAACCACGGCCAUAUCUAUCUCACCGCCAGCAUCACCAUCGCGGCUUAUCUGCCUCUUAUCGCUGUGGAUCCGGUCUCUGUCGCCCUGGUGACUUUGGGAUCGUCCAAGGACAUGCUGUUUGAGGGCGGGCCCCGGCCGUGGGUUCUGGAGCCUUCCAAGUUCUUCACCGAGCUCACGGCAGAAAACAAAGAGAGCAUCGUUCUGGACGUGGUGGGAUCUCCGACACUCAGGAACCAGCCGCAGCACCUGGUGAGAGCCACCUGCACGGCCCUGGGAGAGCAGGUUUUGGCUUUGACUGUGAGCAACCAGCACAGCCUCAAGAACCCCUUCCCUGCGGUGGAAACCGCAGUCGUCAAAUUUAUCUGCACCCCUCCAUCCCGGCUAACUCUGGCCGCUGUGUAUCUGGUUCCCCAGCUGGAUCUCUCCUGCCCCUUACACCAACAAAACAAGCAAGUGGUUCCUGUGUCGAACUACCGUAACCCAGUCAUCGAACUAGCUGCGUACGACCAGCUGGGCCGAAAGUUUGACAACUUCUCUUCCCUCGACCUGGUUUGGGAAUCCACUAGAGUCUCGCUGGCCAGCGUGGAGGAGAGCACGCCCAUCCAGAUGGUCUUCAAGAACGACGGGAAAGGACAGAAGAAGCAGCAUGGUCUCCAAACCGUUCUGGUCCAUCGUGAAUCAGGGACCACUUCUAUCACGGCGACUGUGAUCAGCUAUCAGCAGGAGCACCUCAAAGCAGCGAAAGUUAAAGCUAAAUACGAUCCCUUGUUCCCUGUGUCGACUACCAUCGAAUUGUUGCUUGUGGAGGAUGUUAAAGUCCACCCCAAUAACAUCACCAUUUACAACCAUCCCAACGUGAAGGCCGAGCUCUCCCUGCAGGAAGGCUCCGGUUACUUUCUCAUCAACACCAGCGUGAGCGAUCUGGUGAGCAUCACUUACAAGGAAGCCCAGAGCGUUGCUCAGGUGCGGCCCAUCCACCCAGGACUUCUGACGGUGAUGAUCCAUGAUUUGUGUCUGGCGUUUCUGGGACCGGCCAAGGCGGAGGUCCACGUGUCUGACAUCCUGGAGCUGUACAUACGCGUGGUGGACAAGGUGGAGAUUGGUAAAACGGUGACAGCCUACGUGCGGGUUCUGGAUCAAUCCAAGACUCCGUUCCUCUCCAAAUACUUCCCCUUCAUGACCUUAAAAGUGAAAGCAGCCUCUCAGCUACUUUCCCUGGAGCCGCUGGACGAUGCCCUGGACGGUUACACGGCCAGCUUCUCUGUGCAGGGAGCGGCCAUCGGGCAGACCAGCCUGACCGCCACCGUCACCAAUAAACACGGCAAAAAGCUCAGCUCAGCACCGCAGCAAAUCGAGGUAUUUCGUCCCUUCAGACUGAUCCCAAGGAAGCUAACCCUGAUGGUGGGAGCUAUGAUGCAGAUCACUGCUGAGGGAGGCCCUCAGCCUCAGUCCAACAUCAUGUUCUCCAUCAGUGACCUGAGCCUUGCCAAGGUCAGUAACAUCGGGCAUGUGAAGGCCCUGGCGGUUGGCAAUGGGCGAGUGACUGGUGUGGUCCAGGCCAUCGAUGCCGAAAGUGGCAAAGUGGUGGUGAUCUCCCAGGACGAAGUGGAGGUGGAAGUUUUCCAGCUGAAGUCCGUGAGGAUCCGAGCCCCCAUCACCAGGAUGAAGACGGGCACCCAGAUGCCGGUCUACGUAAUGGGAACGACAGGCAGCCAGAUGCCAUUCUCCUUCGGCGACGCAGUGCCCGGCCUGACUUUUCACUGGACAGUCACCAAGAGAGACAUCAUUGACUUCAGCACACGGCAUUCAGAGGCAUCUUUUCAGCUCCUGGACGCCAACAACUUUGCAAUGAACGUGUUCAGCAAAACCAAGGGGAGAACGGGGCUGAGGGUGGUGGUGAGAGCGGUCGAUCCUGCAGCAGGCUCGUUCGAAAACCAGGCCCAAGAGUUGUCGGACGAGAUCCAGAUUGAGGUGUUUGAGAAACUCCACUUGUUGAGUCCGAGUACUGAGGUCGAGCAGCUGUUAAUGUCACCAAAUUCCUUCCUCAAACUUCAAACCAACCGGGAUGGUGUGGCUUCGCUCAGUUACCGAGUCCAGGACUCUUCAGACAAACCUCCCGUGGUGCAAGUGGAUGAACACGGAGUGCUGACGUCCGGCUCCAUCACCGGAAUCUCUACCAUCGAGAUCAACUCCGAGGAGCAAUUUGGCGUGAAUCAGACCAUCACCGUGGCUGUCAAGGUGACGCCUGUCUCCUACAUGAGAAUGAGCACCAACCCAGCCAUCCACACCAUCAACAAGGAGCUCCAGCCUGCUAUUCCCGUGGGAAUGACCUUGACUUUGACGGUUCAUUUCCACGACCACACGGGAGACACCUUCCACGCUCACAAUUCAGUCGUGAACUUUGCGACUAACAGGGACGACCUUCUCCAGAUCGGGAAAGGAGCGGUGAACAACACCUUUGUGAUCAGGACGGUGAACGUGGGGCUGACUUUGCUGGGAGUCUGGGACACUGAGCACACAGGCUUUGCCGAUUACAUCUCCUUGCCGGUCCAACACGCCAUCUCUCCGGGGUCCGUGGAGAGCAUCGUGGUGGGAGACGUCCUCUGCUUCAGCAGCAACCUCGUCAAUCAUGAGGGUCAUUUGGGAUUCUGGACCUCCUCCUCCAUCAACAUCCUUCAGAUUGAUCCGAAAACCGGGGCAGCUGUGGCCAGGGAUUCCGGGUCCGUCACUGUGUAUUACGAGGUCCCUGGAUAUCUGAAAACCUACAAGGAGUUGGUGGUCCUGGGGGCUGGACAGACCGUGGUACAAGUUAUCAGCGGGGCCCACAUGAGCAGCCAAUCUGGGGCCGGGAGCUUCAGGGUGUCCGUCACCACUGGAGAGAGCAACAGCAAUUUAAAAGGAGACUGCACAGCCUCACACGCCGAUGCCAUCCGUGAGCUUCACCCCGAGUCCAGCAUCACCUGUAACCUCCGCUUCACCAACGGCGCCAUCGAAAUGUCGGCUCAAAACCUGUUCAGCGUCCAAACAGGGUUCAACACAAACCCAGGACAUUAUACCUGUACCAUUGCCAUGAAGGAACUGACUGAUCACCAGCUUAAACUAUUGAGCACAGCUAAAACCUCGCUCCAUGUGGAGGCUGCUGUCGUGGGAGUACAUUUCUCUGGAGAGCAGAUAGCGGCUGAGGUUCCGUUCCUUCCCGGCUUUUACACGGAUCAAUCCGAGAUCCUUUUGAGCAACCUGUACGGGGCCACCGAGAUCACCGUGUUCGGCAAUUCCGACAUUCUCAGGAACCUGGAGGUUAAGUCGGGAUCCCCAGCGAUCAUUGUUCAGGAGAAGGAGAGGUUUUACGGGGCUCAGAGUUUUGUGAAGUACACGGUGACACUUGCUGACGCCAGGCUGAUGAGCCAAGGGACGGCGUCAACUUUUUUCACCGUCUCCAACUCACUGACUGACCAGUCAAUCUCGGUGCCAGUCAGGGUCUUGCACAUCACUGAUAAAAGCCUCGAGGGACAAGCUCACUUCACAGCGACGCACUGGGAGGGUGUUGGUGUGUUCCAGCAGUUCAUUAACUCCUAUCAAGCCAUGUUCUUCACCCUCUUUGCAAUACUUGCCGGAGCUGCCAUCAUGAUCAUCGCCUAUCACGCCUUCUUAUCGCCUCGGGACCCAGUUCAGCAUCCGGCGUUCAUCCCCAAGACCCCGCCUCCUGGAGGUUUCAGCCUAUCACCCACUCACUUCAGCCCAAGCCUUCCCUCCAGCAGGAAAACCAGCCCCAGUCACCUCUGGAGCACAGCCUAUCCCUCCAAUGGCCGUUUGUCACCAAGUUGAUGUGAAGGGAAACCCCAGUGAAGGAGCAGUCGUGCCAGAUGUUUGUGAAUUUUUUUUUUUUUUAGUGCCUUUUCUAGAGCGUAUGAGAUUGGAAGGAACCGUUUGCAAUCACAGUGAAUGUCCGAGAACCCGCGGGUGGAAGCGUCUGCUACGAAUCCGUCCAAACUACUGUCCGCAUUGCAGCCGAGGUGACUCAGAGAGGGGGGGUGUGCGGGGGAGAGGCCGGUGAGGAGCAGAGAAAUAAGAGGGUCUAAGUUGCAUGAUUGACCAAAUUGGGGGGAAAAAGAGGGGGUGGGAGAGGGGGUUGUAAUGGGGAGAUUCUGGAGCUCGGCUGAGGUGUCGAUCUCAGGUAUCGAAAUGGAGACCCGAGCAGAGUUCCAACAAAGAUGUCGCUAUUUACAAACUCUUUCAGGAAUCCUGAGGUCCAGACCCCCCACCCCCACCUCACCAUUUCCCCUUCCAUCCCCCUCCCAAUGUGUUGUGAGGUUAAAUUGUUUUAAUUUUCUUUAUUGGCUUUAUGUUUUAAAAUCAUGUUUUUGAUGCCUGUUAAUUUAUGAAUCCCUUUGUGUGUGAAUUUGCCUCAAAACAUGUGUGUGUGUUUUUUCCCCCUCCUGCCCCGCCCGUCCAUGAAGGUUUUUGCUAUAUAAGCUUUUUUUUAUUUCUUUGCCUAUGGUUUUUAUUCCAAGCUUCGCGUAGCUUCGCUUCCCACCAAAGAGAACCCCCACAUUGACUGACUCGCUCAAAAAAAAAAAAAAAAUUCCGUUUGAUGUUCGAGAUUGAGCCUUGCUUUUUUUUUUAACAAGUUACUUGAUUUUAUGUGAUUAAUAACCUUUUAUUUCUUCUCUUCUCAAGAUAUCAGGAACAAAUCGACUGGACUGAUCGAUCGAUCAAUAGUGUUUUUCAUUUUGACUUAAAAGUUGCAACGGACGCAGUCAUAUACAGGGUGAAACAGAAGUCCUUAUUCGUAGACUUUUUAAUUAAUUAUUUUUUUAUUAUUUCUUAGUGUGUGCAGCUAUUAUAGAUGUCUUUCAUCGCAUUCGUGAAAGUUUUUGUGACCGAGUUGAUGUGUGUAAAUGACUACAUGCCGUGCAGUUUAAACAUCUCGUAUAGACCUACGUAUAAGGACUUUUGAUUCACCCUAUAUGUCCUGUGUCAGCCUGGCUCAGUCGGUAGCACUCUCGCCUCUGAGUUGGAAGGUUGUGGGUUCAAGCCUCACGUCAGGGACUUUCAACUCGCAGUCUAGUUUGACGCUCCAGUGCAGUGCUGCAUUGUCAAAGGUGCCGUCCUUCAGAUGAGACGUUAAACCGAGCUCCCGUCUGCCUGUUUAGGUGGACGUUAAAGAUCCCGCAGCGCUAUUCUCGAAAAGAGAAGCGAGUUUCUCUCUCUCCUUCUCUCUCUCUCCCGGUGUCCUAACCAACAAUCCCCCAAAUAACAAAAACUGGACAUUCAUUUGAUCCAAUGGCUGGGUGCAAAUUGGCUGCUGCGUUUCACCAACAAAAUAGUUAUUCCACUUUACAAUGCACCCCGUGAAGCACUUUGAGACGUCCUCCUGGUGUGAAAGGCACUGUGUCAGAUUUUAUUAUAAAUAACAAUAAUAUGAGAUCUGAUCAGUCCAGUCGUGCUUUAUUUUAUUGAGAAUUUGGAAAAACUGAAGACUGAUUUGUUUUUGACAUAAUACCUCAGUUACGGUAGCGAAACAGAGCUGAAAGCCUCACAGUGGUAGCUCUGACAGCCUGUGCAGAUGUGAAGAUUAUUCAACCUGUCUGAUUCGCUAAACUUACUUGAUCGGUCUCAAAUGCUAGAGGAUCAUUCAGUUAACCUGUUAUUUGGAAUGUGAUUACUUUCUCCCCCGCUGAAGUUACCUGGAUGUGACCUGCUUUAUGAACCGCUGCAAAUUUAUCGGCAACGAAUGAAGUAUUUGAAACCACUGAGCUUUUUUUUAUGAAGAUGUUCUGUAUUGAGCGUUCUCUGAGUUGACUGACUGACUGAUUGAUUGAUUGACUGAGCUGCUUUGGUCUGAUAAUAAAUAUCAACCAAAGACGUUCUUUAA